This is a messenger RNA of Acanthosepion pharaonis, 1350 nucleotides long. The record is from the annotation of a GenBank genome assembly. NCBI's taxonomy places the organism in Eukaryota, Metazoa, Mollusca, Cephalopoda, Sepiida, Sepiidae.
AUGUUUCUGUUUUUAUGUUUCUUUCUUCUUCUUUCUCCAUUUCCUGCACAGUCUGAUAACUUUUUCUUUCUUUCUUUCUUUCUUUUUAUUUUCUUUCUUUCAGUCUUUCUUUCUUUCUUUCUUUCUUUCUUUCUUUCUAUUUUCUUUCAUUCAGUCUUUAUUUCUUUCUUUCUUUCUUUCUUUCUUUUUAUUUUCUUUCUUUCAGUCUUUCUUUCUUUCUUUCAGCGUCUGAAUUUUUUCUUCGAUUUUUUAAUCCAGCGAUUUUUUUUUCUACCAGGCUACAUCUUCCUGCCCUUUACGCUGUGGUUUAAGCCGUAUAUUUUUUCCCGCGUUUAUAACUUUCAUAUUUUCUCCUAUUUUCUGACUCUUUCUUUUUUCUUUCUCUCGUUUUUUUCUCUUAAUUGUCUUUCUCUUCUAUAUUCCUCUUUUAUUUCUUUCUCAUAUUUUCUAUAUAUUUUAUUCUCUCUCUCUCUCUCGUUUGUAUUAUUUCUCUUAUUUAUCUUCUAUAUUCCUCUCUGUAUAUUUCUCAUAUAUUUUUCUCUCUUAUAUUUCUCUCUCUCGCUAUUUUCUCGCAUUCACUUAAAGUAUUUAUCUUCCUGUCUCUCUCAUAUUUUCCCUUACUUUAUCAUUUUAUUGUUUCUCACCAUCUUUUCAUUCUCUUUCCCUUUAUUUCCCACUCAUAUAUUUUCUCUUAUUUUCUAUAUCACUUUUAUUUUUUUCUCGCAUUUCCUUUCUUUCUCAUAUUUUUCAUUCAUUUUCUCUCCUUUAAACACACACACACACACUCUUUCAGUCUCUCUCUCUCUUUCUCCCACUCCAUCUCUCUCUCUCUCUCUCUCUCUCUCUCUCUCUCUCUCUCUGUUGUAUUUUACGUUCAUUUUCUUUCUCAUUACUGAACUCAACACACAUUUGCGUCUCUCUGUUCCGAUUCUUUAUUCUAAUCCCCCUCUGUCAUUUACCUUUCUCCUCCUACUCCCUAUUCCAGCAAUUAUUCGUCAAUCCAUUAUCAUGCAAAUUCCAUUUUCUAUCAUUAAUUCAUUCUUAAAGAAGUCGUUCUAUAUUUCUAUCUGCCUUGCUUACUCUAAUCCCGUUAAUACUCACUUAAUUCAACGGCAAUUUCGUUUCCUGAUCAAAUGUUACCUGCUCUGCUUGGCCCACACUUCUAUUAUCGCCCGUCAACAUCCAUUACUUCAGCCUACAUUUUCCAUUGGGCUUCUGAAUCACCCGUUUGUUGUCGUUCCUAUUCCAUUAAUCUCAAUAAUCAUUCUUUUCUCUCCUCUCCUCUCCUCAUCCAUUCAGUACUCUAUCUAUCUAUCUAUCUAUCUAUCUAUCUAUCUAUCUAUCUACUGA